Messenger RNA from Syngnathus acus (greater pipefish), 754 nucleotides. RefSeq names its product CTD nuclear envelope phosphatase 1 regulatory subunit 1 (gene cnep1r1). NCBI's taxonomy places the organism in Eukaryota, Metazoa, Chordata, Actinopteri, Syngnathiformes, Syngnathidae. The coding region runs from base 66 to 524 and encodes 152 amino acids. The transcript has 5 exons. Gene Ontology annotation, cellular component: Nem1-Spo7 phosphatase complex; cytoplasm. The record is from RefSeq and is a predicted model, not a curated record.
CGCAAAGCGAAGCGAACGGUACAUCCCACAGCCGGCUGCCCACCACGUGACUUUGACUAAUAGACAUGAACUCACUGGAGCAGGCCGAAGACCUGAAAGCCUUUGAGAGAAGACUGACAGAAUAUGUCUCUUGUUUACAACCUGCAACUGGCAGGUGGCGAAUGAUUUUGAUAGUCGUGUCCGUCUGCACAGCCACCGGGGCAUGGAACUGGUUGAUAGACCCUGAUACACAGAAGGUGUCGUUCUUUUCAUCGCUGUGGAAUCACCCCUUUUUCACCAUCAGCUGCAUCACGCUUAUCGCACUCUUCUUUGCUGGGAUACACAAGCGAGUGGUGGCGCCGUCAAUGUAUCCUUAUAAACCUUCCCCUUUUGUUUGUUUUUCUCUUGGGUGGUUAUCACAUUCUUCCUUGACCCUUUUCAUCCACAGCAUAGCCGCCAGGUGUCGUACAGUUUUAGCGGAAUACAACAUGUCCUGUGACGAUACGGGAAAGCUUAUACUCAAGCCGCGGCCAAACAUCCAAUGAGUGUUCGAUUGUGGGUGAUCCGUAAGCGUCGAGGCGACAUUGAUGUCAUCGUGGCGAUGACAUUUUGUCAAAAAGACAGAGAAGGAAGCGACACGGACAUUUUGUAGCUGUGCUUAUGUUGAAGCUGCUCAAUUUCUCCUAACAGUACUUCUGUGUGUUGUGUUAAUUGUGUAUAUUAUGUAAUGUUUCUAUUUUUUUAAAACGAUUUAGUUAAUAAAUAUAACCAUAUA